This is a messenger RNA of Sardina pilchardus (European sardine), 1817 nucleotides long. RefSeq lists its product as uncharacterized. The coding region runs from base 73 to 771 and encodes 232 amino acids. The transcript has 6 exons. Lineage: Eukaryota; Metazoa; Chordata; Actinopteri; Clupeiformes; Clupeidae. The record is from RefSeq and is a predicted model, not a curated record.
GGACACAGCACGGCAUGAGCCUACAUGUAGUUCUUAAUAUUGGCAUGCUUCCCCCCCAGCACGUAUAAAGCAAUGACAGCUCGGUUCUGGUCUCCAGUGUGGAUUAUAUAUCUCCAUCUCUGUAUGCAUCAUGCUCUUGCAGAGAACACAGUAAUCAUGUGUGAAUUGGGAGACACAGUGUUCCUUCGGCCCAACAUCAGUGUUAAGGGCGAUGACGUGAGGUGGUCAUUUAAUAAUAAGCUGCUGACAAAAAUGAUAAAUGAUUCAAGAAAGUACGCAAGGUCAGCACGUGGAGACUUGAUUAUAUGCAGAGGACACAAAAGAGAUUCUGGUUCAUACAAGGUUGAUGUAUUCAAGGAAUCAGGUGAACUGAGAAUAGCUCAAACAAUCAAUCUCACGAUCAAAGGUGAUCACUUAAGCCUUCUUGAGACCCAUCAUUGCAACAAUGACGGUAAAAGUGAACAUGUGACAUGCGAGCAAACCACUAGACGAGCAGGAUACGUGUCAACUAUUGUUGUCUUGUCGUCUUUUGUUUUGGUAACUAUCGUCCUAGUUGUGUUUGCGAAUACAAUGAAAAAAACUCCAUCAACAAGGAAAGAGGAUGCUACUGAAAAUCUUUAUCAAGAGAUGCAUGGUAACCUACUGAAAAAGAGAGGAGAGAGGGCCACUGUAGAUCCAAAUUCCUCACAUUAUGAUAUCCCAAUGAGAUUGCUGAAGAAGAAAAGCACAAAGAGACAGAAGUUUGAUUUUGAUGACAACGUGUAUGUAUAACAGUUGUCAUCAUCAUCAUCUUCAUCAUCAUCAUCAUCAUCAUCAUCAUUGACAUCACUGCCAUUAUUGCCAUCAUCAUCAUCAGUAUCAUCAUCCAUGACACUUCAGUCUCCAGAUAAGCAACCAUAAAUAAUAAACGUAGUCGUUAUGUUUUUUGUUUUCUUCUGAUAUAGCAGUCGCUCUCCUCUUCUUUAACCACUAGGUGGCAGCACUUUGUCACUUUAGGUAUAGGCGAGUGCAAGACAUUGAGCAGCUGACUGAAGCAGCAGUCUUCAGUCUACUUUCAGUAGAAUUUAUUAUCAAAUGAUUCUAUGAGCUUGUGUUUUUCAGCUUUAUGGUGUGUUUAGCUAUUGGGUAGUUUUAUAUGAUAGUUGUUCUAAGAUCAUUUUAAAAUGAUGACAUGUUACAAAUACCAGAUGUUUAGGAAAUAUUCCUAUAUUAGACUUCGAGUAUGCCAUAUCCAGCUACCAACAUGGAUUCAUCCUGUCUAAGCCUUUUUGCUGUAUAUUUUAAAAUCUAAAAUUGAAAAUUCAAGAUCUGAAUUAAAAAACAAAAUAGAAUAAAAAUAUAUAUUUUUAAAAAUGCCAUUUUCAAAAUGUCAUAAAUUCACCCACUUAUCUGAUAUAGUAACAACAUUAUUAUUACUAUUGCAGUAAACCUGUAAGUUGCAUUAGAACAGAAAAUUAUGGAAAGGUUAGAUAUUUUGUAGAAAUAAAACUGAUUUGUAACGGACCACAGAAAGCCUAGUUUUGUUAAGGUGAAUGAAUAAAUGCUCUUAUGGGGAAAUCAUGUGCAUCAGUUAACAUUAUGACAGAGGAACCAGUUCACAUGAAUUAGAAUGAGUUAAGACCUCAUAAGAAUACAGAUAUUAGGGGAGGAAAAAUUGUAUUACAAAUAUCCAUUUUAUGACCUGCAUUGUAUUUGUAGCUCAAUUUGAUACAGACUGUGCAAUAUGAUUUAUUAAUCAAGUAAUUUAUUUCAAAAGUAAUGUUUCUUUCUUUGCUACUGGUUUGAUUUUUAUUUUACGAUUAUUGCUAUAGUGCUAG